This is a messenger RNA of Prunus armeniaca (apricot), 441 nucleotides long. The record is from the annotation of a GenBank genome assembly. Lineage: Eukaryota; Viridiplantae; Streptophyta; Magnoliopsida; Rosales; Rosaceae.
AUGGGUGCGAAUCUCAUCGACCUAACCUGCAAAAAAACACCAUACUACGAUCUUUGUGUCAUCUCUCUAAACUCGGAUCCCCGAAGCUACACCGCAGAUGUGGCCGGCUUAGGCGUCGUAAUGGCGGAUGUUGUUAAGGCUAAAGCAACGGACAGCCUGAACAAAAUCAAUGAGCUACUUAAGCAGAGCCCAGGAGUCCGAUCGUUGACCACCUGCGUUGACUAUUACAAGACAGUUAUAGAAGGUGAUGUUCCCCUAGCUAAUGAAGCCUUUGCUUCAGGUAACGCUAAGCUUGCUGACCAAGGCAUGAGUGACGCUGGCAUCGUGAUUGACUUAUGUGAAAGCCAAUUUUCUGAAGGGAGCUCUCCUCUGACAGAUAAGAACAAAGCUGCUCAUGAUGUUGCGGCUGUGGGUGCAGCAAUUGCGAGGACAAUGCUUUGA